AUGACCAACUUGCCGGUUGACGAGCCUGAGCUCGUUGAGAUUCUAAAAGGCCUAUCAUGUGAAGAACAAGCCAUUAUUCGACCUGUACUGGAGAGAGACUUAGAAUUUCAACGUCGAGAAAAAGAACGAUUACAAAAGUUACGAACAAACUUGGAUUUGGAGAAGUCGACGAUAUCGAAUUGUCAUGGAAGUGCUUAUAGCAUUACAACAAGUGAAUCACAAGAAAGUAUGGCUUCCAGCAAUAUUUCAUCUUCUGCAAGUCCAUCAUCUCCAUCUAGAGCUUGCUGUCGAUGCUCUGCGAAGCUUGGCUUCAUUCUUAAUGCUGGAUCGAAAUGCAAAAAAUGUCAGCAGCUUGUUUGCGACAGUUGUCGUGUUGUUCCUUUAGAAUCGAAAAAAGCCGUUUAUUGUUCUUUAUGUUUCAAAGAAAGAGAACUACAAGCCGCCUCGCGCGAAUGGCUUCAAAAUACAGGUGAUGAUGUCUCGCAACAUUUGCUUUUUCAAAUGAAAAGGGCCAAUCGAGAACGAAGUAAUUCAGCUAAACCUGGGCCAGCUCCUUUGAGAAAUUCUCAUCAUGCACCACCAAUAUCUCGACGGAAUAUGACGUUGCCGAGUUUGGAAACAAUGACUACUCUCGCAGUUCCAUCUGAAGAUGAAGCUAUUGGACGUCAGCUACGCGGAGACAUCACAAAACGUUUUUGGGGUGGAAGUCCAUCUCCUCGUAGUCCAUCACCUCGUCCUGGAUCUACUGGCUUAUCAACAAUUGCUUCAUCACCUCCACAUUCAGCUAAUUCCUUACUGGCGGAACUGCAUCCAAGAGAAAUUAUUGGAAGCCCUUCACCUCGUUCAUCAUCAGCAAAUGCUUUCGGUCGCAACCCAUUCAAUUCUCCAUCAAUAUCGCCUUUACCAACAGCUGAGAUUGCUCCACCAACACCAACAAACAUCACACACUCACCCAUAGCCGAACAUAGACGUCACGUUUUCACAACUAAAAGGUAUCCUGGGCAACGACGUCAGAGUGAGCUUCCUGUUCCUACGUUCAGCUUGUCAAUGUGUUAA
This is a messenger RNA of Auanema sp. JU1783, 1056 nucleotides long. The record is from the annotation of a GenBank genome assembly. Lineage: Eukaryota; Metazoa; Nematoda; Chromadorea; Rhabditida; Rhabditidae.